AUGAGUCACCAGCUUGCCGCUGGAACAAAACCGAAAGCAAGAAAAGCAGGCCGUCUGCACGAUGAGGACCGGGAUACAAUACACCCACAAGCAGUCACCGAGCUCUUUAUGGGGUUCUUAGCUCCUGCCGCGGAGCCAGUUGAUGUGUCAUGUCUCUGGAAAAAUACUCGAGAAGAAGUCAUGUGGCUUGACAGCCUAUUACCGUGGCGAAGAUCCCCUACGUGGCUACUUGUCCGUGUUGCCAUGCAGCUCGUCAUUUCAAGGUCGAGCAGUUCAUUUGAGUCUCCAGGGUUUCUGUACAAGAGGUUUAUGGUGUUUCUCAUGAGCCAUAUUCUAGAGCUUUCACAUCGCCAUUCUCUUCCCAGCGAUCUGUUGUACGCGAUGAACGCCAAACUUACCAGACGCCUACUCAAACUCGAUCCACAUGUCGGCACACCUGUCCUCAGUUUCGCUCAAAAUGUCAUGCAGAACACUUACGAUCAAAUUUCUACGAGGUGGUCACUCAUUCUGAAACAAGCCAGCCCUUGCCGCGAUCUAUCAUGUCUUGAACACCUAAGCUUUGACCGGGAUAUCUUCCACACUCUUGUCGGUCUUGAUAAAUAUGUUAAGUCGCUGGCUAAACGUGGGCAGCACAAAGGGCCUCUUUCCUUUCAGCCGGCUUCCCAGGUCACCAAAUGUCAAACCCAAGAACUUCCGACACACCUGGAUUCCUCGAUAGCGGAGUAUACGGUUUACAAUAUAAGGGCUUUUGAAGACUGGGUCGCCUCUAACCUUCCCCAAUGGCUGGAACACGAAAAGGGGAGCGCUGGCACCUGCGGCAAAAUAGGCGAGUCGAUUCGGAAUUACUAUAGAGUUGCAUCUCCCUUUUAUGCAGGAAAUCCAGAGGCCAAUUCCAUCAUGCUGCUGACAAUCCUUGAACUCUGGAUUGCCUGCGACAAAUCUGCAAUCAGCACUUGCGAAUUUCUUAGGGAUUAUGACCCGGGCAUCCCGCCAGGGCUUCUCCAAUCUCUACUGCUCCCUUUGGCGUGCCAGAUGGAACGUCUGCUUCAUGUGGAGCGUUAUCUCGUGCAACGUCAAGUGCACGCCGUACAUCCAUCCCCGAGCAUCUUUCGAGACUAUGGACUUCAAAAUUGCUUCUCGGUUAGAUACUUCAACCAGUCUCCAGAGCAUCGGACCCUUCUUCAUAAUAUUGAAUGCGAAGCAACUCAGGCUAAACAGGAGAAACUCAGGGAAUUCUCCCAGAAGAAGGAGGAGUACAGGUCCCUCAUGCGGCGCUUCAAUCAGAGCGAAUGCGAAUACGAAGUACGGGGGAACUAUUACAACGGCAUCUACGAACGACGCUACCACAGUGAUGGCUGCCAGAAGUGUGAGUACAGGUCCCAAGCUGAUUCACUUACUAUUCAGAUUCAUGAAUGGCCGCUACCUGACGACGCGCUAGAAGCCAAGUCAGUGGUAUUCGAGCUCAAAGUCCCUCCUUUUUUUGGUCACUGGCGGGAUACAACGCUAUUUCUCCUUCUCAACGUUAUGAAUGCUUGCUUGUCGGCAGACCGGCCCCGAGCACAUCACCCUCUCAGGGACUACCAGGGUCUUUCGUCCUUCUUUGCAUCAUUCAGCACAACACAGCGGCCCAGUCUCCUGUCGGAAAACAAACCUCAUGAAGUUACACACCGCUGGCCGAAGUAUAUCGCCACCACCACCCCAGACGAUUACAAAUAUCAUGAUGAGGCAACGGGCACGUUUGUCGGCGACUUCUGUUUCGAUGAUGACCUUCCAAAGCUUUUCACCUAUACAUUACCAACGCCAUCAGCGUCCAUUCAACGAUUCCUCUUUCGCCCAGCAGCAGCGCCCAACGGGCCGUCACCAAAUACUGUCAUAGCCAGCCAAUCCGACUGUCCUGAUUGCAUGUCGUUGGACGAGUACAAGGCGCUGUGUACCAUUCCCCUCGGUACCCGAAUUCAAUGGCAGAAUAUAUUAUUACAAAUCUGCGCGCCAUUGGUUGAUUUUAAGAAGGUCGAAACCACUUUUGUGGUUCUCCAGUCCAUCUAUCAAGCUGGUCCUUUGAGUGGGAGGACAGGCCUAAGAGAAAGCCACUACAUUGUGGGCGAUGCGGACUUCUGCCACGCUCUUUUAGAGAGCCUCCAUGAGGCUUUGCAGAGAAUUAAGGAGAACUGGGAGUCUUCGCAGGCACUCAGUAUCUUCACUUCCUUAGCUGCGCGGUUGUUGUCGCUGUCAACCGCCAAUCAGGUCAAGACCCGGUGCUUGACUUAUCUGGCUAAUGUUCGAGAUGUUGCUUUUGCUUGGGUCAACCUUGUCAAGGAUAGGGUGCACAGAACAACCGUGGCUUGCUACAGAACAGACUUAAUUUCCAAGGCUGUCGAGAUAGCUUUGAUUUGCAUCGAUUCGUUCAAUGUUGACGACAUGCAUCUAGCCCACGCACUGUCCUCCAAAGAUGCAUCAAUCUUCAUCCAAUGUUCCAUCAUCAUCCAAGAAGGCAUCAAUACCAUUUCGAAAAACUCUGACCCUAUGAUUCCCAUACCUCACCGGCGUUGGGGAUGGCUUUCGUAUCGCGCUUAUCCCAUCCUUAUAAAUGAAAUAUCCAAUGCUCGACGUCAGUCCCUGGACGACGCCAUAAGGAAGUCUUGGUCUGCCUACCAGGUGGGAGACUGCUGGCAAGUGGUUUCAGAGAAAGCAAAUUAUUGGGUUGUCAGCCAAACACCGCCUCGAAACAACUGUGCACAACUCUGGGUCCAUUUCAAUGUCCUAACUGGCGAACUGCUCGUGAAUGGCCUUCCUUUGAACCGUCUACCUUCCGAGUUCGAACGUCACGCGACCUAUCGAACGUUAUUUGGCCAUUCGACACUGGAGGUUUUGCCUUCCGCAGCCCAUGGCAUGCAAUUCUCUGGGAAAAAGGAGUAUGCUGGGUACACACUUCAUUUCGGCAUCAGCCCCGUUCCUGGAACCUCCGAGCUGCUUGAACACGAUCUCUUGGUUCAAGCCGAAAAGAAUGAUUGCAAAUACGAACUCAUUCCUUGCAGGGUCCUUCAUGGGGAGCUCCCUGACGCUUUCGUCGAGGAGUUUGUUCAUUGGUACGACGUAAAUGAUGACUCCUUGGAAUUUCGUCCUGUUGGGGAUCCUUGGAUUUCGUCUCCAAGUAACUGGAGAUUGACCCGAGCUAGAGAUGGUACUCAGUGGCUUAUGAGGAAUGGUGCGAUGUCUUCGGUCAGCGUCAAGAGCAAGACCGCCGUAAAGCUCUCGGACAUACUUUUUCCCGUAGAGGAUCCGCUCAAGAUACACAUCUCCUUACACCACUCUUCAUCAUCGUUAGAGAUUGAGCUUCCCAGACUACAGCUAGGAUUCAAUCUCAGAUCAGGGGAAUCCUCAAUCCAAUCAAAGCAGUUCCGGGGAAUGUCAGUCGAUCCCUAUCAGUCACUCGGUACCCUGGUGGGCCUUCGCAACAAGCUCUUGCUAAAACACAAGACCAACGACGGUCAUCUCGUCAUCUUGCCAGAGGGUGGCGUAUCGUGGAAAAAGGAUGGCGACCAUGUUUGUGUCGUCAUCGACAAAAACUCUGCUGCCAAAGCUCACGCAUACUACGUGGACACCCAGAUUGGCAGAUUGGUCGACAAUGGAAGCUUACAGAGCAAGUUGUUUCUAUGUUACCUCCACGCGCUCACGUCUUUUUGCCUUCCUGAUCCCCAUAUACAGAGAACUGGUACCGAGGAGGCUCUUUCGAUCCUAAACGCUGCUGCUGUGAGAUCAUUCGAUCGAUUGACACAGGAGAACAUUGACAUCCUCCGUCGGAUAGCUUAUCUAACCCCAGGAAGACGUUACUAUCCGGCUAAUGAACGCGUCAUGCAGACUGUGGACUGGGUACAGGAACUCAGUUUUCUGGCUCAGCACGGCAGAUUUUACGAGAGUGUCAUCUCCAUAUUCAAUCAAGCGGACAAGGCGAAGAUGUUCUACCCAGAAUCAUAUGUCCCGCCACCAGCUCUUGAUCACGUUGAGCCGUGCUUAUCGAAGCGCGACUCUAUUCGCUCGUCGACCUUUCGCGUCUCGGGCUUCGGUGCUGAGGAUCACACCGUCGAGCGCGAUGUCACUUAUUCGGCAAGGGAUCGGGAUAACCGCUUCGCGGGGAGGCUCAAAGCUUUCGCCAUGUCGGAUAUAGUGUGCCAGCCAUCCAAUACCAUCCGAGCUGGACUAGGACGGCGAGUUGCUCCAAGAUUCGCCAGAGAUUGUCUCCAAAUAUUGGUGCACUCUUCACCAAACAAUCAGUCGGGACCAUCCACGUUGGAACAAGUUCCGUCUGAUGAUCUGGCUUUCAACAUUAGCUUUGCUGAAACCAGCGAUAUACAAAUUGUCCAGACACUGGCCUCGUUCUUCAUGGUACCGGAGAUGAUUCAGAUCUCCGCCCCGCCCAUCACUUCCUUUCGCCUAUCUUGUGGUGCGGCGGUGAAUACGCGGGAACUACAUUCCAGCUUCCGAUCGGCUCUUCUCCCUUUCCAUCGUUGUCCGGAGGGACAGCUCUCCCGCGCCGCUAGAGAAUCUAGUUCUGUUUGCGACCGACGCCAACAACGCCAGUUUCAAAGCAACCAAGACCGUACUAUGAACAAACUUGUCAAUGCAAUGCAGGCCCAGUGGCCUUGUGAGAUUCCGACUGCCCCAAACGAUACCCAGUUUUCAUUGUACAUGGACAUGGAUAAAGUCAUAGAAGCUGCAAAGCCAAAGUUCAAGAUUUGGUUUGACAAUUAUCGAUUCUACGGUUGUCUUUGUCUAAUUAGAGAUACACUCUCGCUCCAACUGGUUAAUUCAAUAGAGGGGCCCUCAUCCUCACUAACCACCCCAGCAUGGAACCUCCAGAGGACAAAAGGCUUCAUUGGCAUCGAUGAUAUUUUCUCUUGCUCGCCUCCAUCCGAAUUGACCAGUGGAUCCAGAGACUUGAAUGAUCUUCUGCUGCCUUCGAAUGUGGAGAAAUCGACACCUCUUCUGGCUUCCCUUCUAGACCGACUUGAAACGCAACUGAACUCCAAUUAUGAAAGGAAGUAUGUCGAGGACCUGCGAGUGAGCCUCUCCUCUUUGCGUGGCUGGAGGGCUGAAUAUCACCUGUGGACGCAGGGAAAUGGCGUUGAAGGAAUUCUCCACGACCACUUAAACCGUUGCAGUGAACAGGUUCGCAAGAUCUAUUCUGCCAUCAUGUCCGCUGUGACUGAAAUUCAUGCAUUCGAAGGGUCAUCGACUACGCAACGAAAUAACUCGCUCUCAGUUGCUGUUGCCAUCAGGCAAAUUCCGCGGCUGUGCCCAGUCCUCUUCCUCCAACAGCUCGCUCGCAGUCGAUGGCAGAUAAUCACGACCGAAUGGAAGCGUUGCAUUGUUCAAUAUGCGCUGGCUCUCACCGAACUCCAAAGAGCGGAGCGACUCGUAAAUCUCUCUGGCUAUCAUGCUGAUCUUAUCAAAGAAAUCCGCAAUUCCGGCCACAGAAAUUGGGAUCCUAUCGAUUAUCCCGAGUCUUUACUGCUGGAAGCUGAGGCCGGAAUCAUGAUUCGAGAUGUUCAGGAAGAAAUUGUCAGAGAGAUGAGGAGUCCCCAACACGGUCACAAUGCGGUUAUGCAAUUAAAUAUGGGCGAGGGCAAGUCGUCUAUGUUCCAGAUGCUGGUCUCCAAGCUAGGAGGCUUGCUAAAUCGGCGGGUCUAUCACAUGCCAUUCUCUCGUUCAUUGAAACUCGGAAUAGCGGAGGCAAAUACGAUUGCCAGCAUCUGCCUCGAAUGCAUGACCAAUGGAGGCAUCCUCCUCGUUCAGCCCGAACAUAUUUUAUCCUUCAAACUGAUGGGCCUUGAGUGCCUCUUGACAGGGAAGGACUCAAUUGGCCGCUCGCUGCUGGACACGCAGAAAUACUUUGACACAUCAACCCGCGAUAUUGUGGAUGAGAGCGACGAAAACUUCAGCGUCAAGUUCGAGCUGAUCUACACCAUGGGCAUGCAGCAACCAGUUGAACUAAGUCCAGAGCGGUGUAUAUGCGUGCAACAAGCGCUGGAGCUUGUUAAGAUGUUUGCUCCAGGGGUGCUCAAGGAGCAUCCGCUUUCCAUGGAAGUCCACGAGCGUUGCCCAGGAAGUUUCCCCAGGACUCGGAUUCUUGGGUACGAGGCACAGAGACGGAUUUUAGCUAACAUUGCUGAACACCUCUGUGAGACCGGACUAAGCGGUUUUCCAAUUGCCCGGCAACCCGAAGCUGUUCGGAAAGCUGUGUACAAAUACAUCACCAAGCCCAAUCUCACUGCAGACGAAGUAGGUCAAGUGGAAAGCCAGUAUCCAGGAGGCUUCUGGACCGAGUCGACAAGCAAGACGCUACUUCUCUUCCGAGGUCUGAUGGGGGGAGGAGUUUUGGCUUUCGCAUUCGGACAGAAACGUUGGCGUGUCAAUUAUGGGCUUGACGCGACCAGGAACCCCCGGACGAGGCUUGCAGUACCAUACCGGGCCAAAGACAGUCCUACCCCUCGAUCUGAAUUCAGCCACCCCGACGUCGUCAUUAUCCUAACGUUACUUAGCCACUACUAUAGUGGGCUAGGUGACGAUGACCUAUUCCUGGAAUUUGGUCAUCUUCUAAAAUCGGAUCAGGCCGAUAUCGAAUACCAAGCAUGGGUCAAAGAUGCCCCCAAUCUACCCCCAGCUUUCCGCCAGUUAGCUGGUGUCAAUCUCAAGGACCGUUUCCAGUGCGUGGAACAAGUGCUUCCUCCCCUGCGCUAUGCUAAGGGUGUCGUUGACUACUUUUUGGCGCAUAUCGUCUUUCCGAAGGAGAUGAAGGAGUUCCCGCACAAACUGUCCGCGUCCGGUUGGGACAUUGGCCAGAUUAAGACUCAUCCAACAACUGGCUUCAGUGGGACAAACGAUUCACGGAUGACGCUCCCUCUCCAUGUAAAGCAUCUCGAUCUUCAGGAACAAAGACACACCAAUGCCCUGGUCUUGGAGCACCUCCUCCAACCUGAAAAUUCGGUUGUACUCAUGCCACGACGGGGACGGCCAUACAGUUCAGACGCAGAACUCCUCCUAACUAUGGUGACGAAGAUGGACCCCGCGCCUCAAGUGAUUCUUGACGUUGGGGCCCAGAUUCUCGAAUUGAAAAAUUUGGAACUUGCAAGACAGUGGUUGGAGAUGACGCCGGACCUGCGGCGAGUGCAAGCUGUUGUCUUCUUUGACGACAGUGAUGAACUCUCCGUUCUCGAUCGCAGAGGGAGGAUCGAAACAUCAACUUUUGCAAAACAGCUUGACGUAUGCCUCAUAUUCCUGGAUGAGGCCCACACGAGAGGGACCGAUUUAAGAUUGCCGGAAUCCUACAAGGCGGCCGUAACCCUAGGGGCAAAUUUGACCAAGGAUCGAUUAGUACAAGCAUGCAUGAGAAUGAGAAAGCUCGGUGAAGGCCAGUCAGUCGUCUUCUGCGUUCCAGAAGAGAUCGAAAUAAAGAUUCAGAAACACGCCGUCAAGCCUGAGAACGCGGUUAUUGACAUAUCCGACGUUCUUUGUUGGGCCAUGUCGGAAACAGGGACCGAUAUGCGUCGGAGCAUGCCUCUGUGGGCGGCGCAAGGCAACCGGUUUGAACACCAGAACGCGCUUUGGGCAGAUGCCCGCUCUGAUGGCGAGGUGCGAAUGUCCCAAACUCACGCGGAACGAUUCCUUGAGAAGGAAUCUCGCUCUCUAGAUGACAUGUACCGACCUUGCAUCCACACUGACAUGACUUCUGCCUUGCAAGUCAGCGCCAACGCGAAUCUUGGACUUAUCCGGGAGCAUUGCCGUGAAUUCGACGCCCUUGAAUUCAGCCUCGCUGAACUCCAGGAGGAGCAGGAGCGUGAAUUGUCGCCGGAGAUUGAGCAAGAGCGACAGAUCCAAAAGUCGCCACCUGCUGAUCCUGCUGAUCACCAUCUCCAUCCCGACUUGAUCACAUUUACGACUACGGGCACGCUCAUCAGUGGUUCCAAAGCCUACAUGCCCGCAUUCGAAGCAUUACGCAACACGAGUGCAGCCGCACAUCUCGACGUCUCACAAUUCCCCGACGACCUCUUCGUGACGGCUGACUUUUCCAGAACGGUCCAGGUCCGUGGCAACUCCUAUAUCUCGGAUGUUUACCAGAGGCCGGUGCAGUGGAUUCUGACCUGCACAGGGAGCGACUGCCCAGAAGGCAAUGCUGUCAAAUGCAUGGUCAUCAUCAGCCCAUAUGAGGCCCAGGAGCUACAGUCAACAGUCGGGCAAUCUAAGAAUGUGGCGCUCCAUCUCUACGCACCCCGGCCAAACUUGGGAUUCCGUGCACUGGAUGGGCUGGACUUGUUCACAGUACCCGAGGCUCGGGGUCGAGUUCUACCACGUCGCCAGGUCCUGCUGUUAAAUAUAUUCGCUGGACAACUGUACCUCUCCUCGUUCAAGGAGUACGUCGAGACAUGUGCCUUACUGGAACUAGCCUCAGAGAAAGCCAAAGAGGGUUGCAUCGUCGCUGCCGACGGUUUCAUCAUUCGAGAUUGCAUUGGAACAGGGGAGUCGAAGUCCGGGUCGGCUUUCGACCGAAGCCCUGUCCCAUUCCUGAAGGUUCUCAUGACGAAGAUACGGAGAAAUUGCCAGAGCAUUGACAAGACGCAUAUGGGGACGAUAUUGGAUGGCCGUUUGCUUCGUCCAUCAGACUUUGGUCUAUUAGAAGCCAGACAGGAUGUGGCUAAGGAGGGCGACCACGCACGCAGUAUCAUUAUUAGCUAG
Molecule: messenger RNA, 8730 nt
Organism: Cladophialophora bantiana CBS 173.52
Lineage: Eukaryota; Fungi; Ascomycota; Eurotiomycetes; Chaetothyriales; Herpotrichiellaceae
Exons: 5
Coding region: 1-8730 (2909 amino acids)
Source: RefSeq, a predicted model, not a curated record